AUGUCGGUGACAGAAGAAACAACGACCGAAGAGCUCCUAGAGGUUCUGAGAAAACAUGGCACACCAGAAAUAAUUGUAACUAAACUCAAAGAUGAAUUUAUUGAUGGUGAGAGUUUCUUGGAUUUGUGUAAUAACUUGAUGUAUAUGCAAAUGAUACCGCAGUAUGGUUUACAAUUCAAAUUCAGGAAGAUAUAUCUAAAAAUAACAGGAACAAACUUGAUGCUCCCUCCAAUGUUUUUUGGAUUGCCGGGUACUACAGUGCAAGUCAGCAAUGCUACAACUGUUGGGCCUGCCCCGUCUGUAUCAACUGCUACAAAAGACCCUGCGUCUGUGGAAGUAUCAGUAGACAAGAAUACAGAUAGCACUCUCUCACAUAUGAAGUCUAAAACUAUUGGACAACGAGAGCUAGUACCGAAUCCUGCACCAUUACCAAUAUUCAGUCCAUUAGUGCAGCAACGACUUGAUGCUGUUACUGGUUCAGUGCAUUCCAUGUGGCAUAAAUUCAUUGCUGAAUUGGCUGAGUUUUACGUAUGCCAAGGAUAUUAUUUAAGAACCCAAGUUGAAUACAAGAAUAUUGGUCAGACAUUACAAGCAAAAUACAGUUUCAUUUCAGAAGGGACACCUUUGACAUAUUUCACCAAAAGCUUAUCAGCAAAAGUGCGGAAUCUGAGGAUGCAUCUGAAGAAAAAGGAUGGUGAUUCAUCUUCUUGCAAUAGAACAGUUGCAACACCAAACAAAAAGCCAAAAGUUGAAAGUACACCAAUGCCAAACCAGCACGAACCAACAAGGGAGACAUACAAUGAGAAUCUGCCCUCAAAAAAUGACAGUGAUACUUAUUUACAUAUAGAGACAACAGUUGACAAAGAAAAGGGCACAAACAUUGGACAAUUACCAAGGGAGAUUGUGGGUGCAGUCUCAAAGCUUCGGGAGGCCACCUAUCAAAUAGUUCAGGUCAAGUCCACUUGUCAGUUGGUUGCUGCCAAGGGCAAGCGGAAAGGGUCCCAAGCGCAGAAAACACAACAACCAAAGGCGGUACCCACUGGCCAGAGGCAAGGAGAUAAGUGCCCCCAUCUUUCCAGGGAGAGGCAGCGGGUAACCGAUCCCUACACUCUUCAGGCAGUGAUACAUGAUUACAAGAUACCUCUGCGAUCUCCACCCCCUGUCAAUAGCACCCCUGCUGGGAGCACUGCCAGGGGAUCCUCGCAAGGUGGAAGCAAUCCGACAGGAGGUUGA
Molecule: messenger RNA, 1233 nt
Organism: Saccoglossus kowalevskii
Lineage: Eukaryota; Metazoa; Hemichordata; Enteropneusta; Harrimaniidae
Source: RefSeq, a predicted model, not a curated record